Racocetra fulgida is the source of this 1104-nucleotide messenger RNA. The record is from the annotation of a GenBank genome assembly. Lineage: Eukaryota; Fungi; Glomeromycota; Glomeromycetes; Diversisporales; Gigasporaceae.
GUUUAUCUGCAAAAUUGUACGAAGAAAAAAGCAAAUUGGUUUAUCAAGUACAUCCAAUGCCUGAUCAAAUAUUAGAUUACGUCUGGGACUAUGGUCAUCUCAAAGCAGAUGAACGAAAUUAUAUCGAAAUUAUGGUGAAAACUCAAUUAAACCAUCCAUUUUUUGCCGAAUUAUUGUGUGCGUCACAAGCAUUUAUUCGUAAAGUUGAAGAGCCAUUUAGUGUUAGUUUAAGAGAUGUGAAACGUGCUAUCAAACUUUUCAAGUUUUUUAAAGAUAAACUUAAUCAAUUUAAUUACGUGCAAAAUAAUAGCAAAAUUAUAUAUCCCGAAAUUCGUCCAUUGGUGUUAGCACUUAGCUUAUGUUACCUUUUUAGACUCCAUGACCAAUCUCAACGUAAAGAAUACCGAAAAGAAAUGAUCGGCAUAAUAGAAAAGUAUCAAAUAAUUGAUGAACCUCGAAACAGGAAAGAUCUUUUUGAAAGAAUCAUUUCAGACGAACAAAACAAUUAUAUCGAACGUAUGCGAUGUCCUGAAGGAACUGCAAAAAAUGAAGCUCUUUUAGAAAAUAUUUUCGUAAUGAUCGUUUCUGUACGCAUUAUUAGUAUGAAUCUUCGAGGAGCGGAUUCAAAUGAUUCUUACUUUCGAACCUUGCCUCAAGUCUACAUGAUACCUUAUCAAGGUUCAAGUUCGUCAACUUCUGAAGGAAUUACAAAAGUCUUUCAAACUGCUCAAAAUUAUCAACAAACUAGUUCAAAAGAAAAUCCAGUUACUGCUGUUGUUCUUUUGGACGAAGUUGGUCUUGCUGAAACUAGUCCAUAUAAUCCAUUGAAAGUACUCCACGCCUUAUUGGAGCCACCUCUUGGUUCCCAAAGUAGUGAACCAGUAGUUCCUGUUAUUGGAAUCAGCAAUUGGCGAUUAGACAAUAGUAAAUCCAGUCGUGCAUUAUUAGUUCAACGUCCUCUCUUUGCAGAAAAUGAUCUGGCUGAUACCGCAAGACGUUUACUUGGGGAUAUCAAAGAAAUCUAUAAUAUUGAUGAGUUUUUGAAAAAACUUGCAAAAUCAUAUCUUGAGUACAUUAAAAAUCAAAAAUAUCCAAAUUUUCAUG